AUGGACACAUCAGAGUGGAGUUCGAACAUUGCGGUAAGGAACAAGGAGCCUGUAGUCACAGUGAGAGAGAUUCUGCAAGAUUCAGAUGUCGACGACCAAAUCAUAGAACCAUGCUCCUCCCAUAGUCCUCGUAAACGCAAUCAUUGCGAGGUAGAGAAAAACUCGAUUAUUAAUCCAUCGAUCCGAGAGAUUGCUGCAUCGAAGAAGGGCAACGAGAGAUUUACUGAAACGCCCAAUAUUAGGAAACAACUUGAGGGCUUAAUAGUGACGUUGUCAGGAUCAGCAGCGCCAUCUGCCGGUAAUAGACCAGAGCCCUCUGGUACCAAUGAGACCACAUCCAUCAAGGCAAAGAUGAUCCCCAUCGACACACUUAGUCCCGCACUAGCACAUCUUAGCUCUGCGCACCACGAAAACCCCAGAUCAAGUUCUAUUUCUAGUAGCUCCGAAUCUCUUCAUUAUAAAUACCACAACCUCAAGAGAAACUACGAAAAUAUUCCACACAACAUUUCCGAAGCUCAACCCCCUAAGAAACGCAGCGACAAGUACGAAACUGAGCUUAACAACAUUGAACCCAACCAAAAUUGCGAGCAUACCAGCAACACUUUUGAAUAUCUCUUUCCCACAAUCAAAGAUAGGAUCGAGCAACAAAGGUCUCAAUUCGAUACUGUUACUGAAAGGAUCAAUGAAAUUUUCAACCUGAUACAACAAGGCGAACGACUACUACAGAACGCCAUGACUACCGAAAACGCUUCUCAAUCGGAGCUUCUGGUCGACAGAAUCACUCAUGUGCUCGCAGAAGAUCUUAGGAUUGAUGAUUCUACCUCUGCAAUCCCCAAUUUUUCACCAGAGAGAGGUUUCGUCGCCCAAGUUACAAACGUGCAUGUUUCAACCGACCCUUCCCAGACUUUGAAAGAACUUUGGAAAUUCGCCAGAUCAAACAUGGGCGUAAUUUUGAGUGAAAAAGAAGAAGUGUUUAUCGAAAGCAUUAAAUCUCUCAACGCUACACAAACAAGGCUCAAGGAGGAAUGGAACAUGCUCAACUCAAAAGAAGACAAGAACAAUUUCAAAUUCAUGCUUGAGAUGAAUUCCUCUGAGCGAGCAAAAGUUUUGCAAAGGGCUUGGGAUUUGAAGAAAGAAAUUGCGAACUUCUACAUGUGUGCUGAGACGAGAAAAUAA
Molecule: messenger RNA, 1176 nt
Organism: Botrytis byssoidea
Lineage: Eukaryota; Fungi; Ascomycota; Leotiomycetes; Helotiales; Sclerotiniaceae
Exons: 5
Coding region: 1-1176 (391 amino acids)
Source: RefSeq, a predicted model, not a curated record